Messenger RNA from Paraglomus occultum, 471 nucleotides. NCBI's taxonomy places the organism in Eukaryota, Fungi, Glomeromycota, Glomeromycetes, Paraglomerales, Paraglomeraceae. The record is from the annotation of a GenBank genome assembly.
GAAUUUUUCAAUGCAGUUGUUGGUUCAGAGUCAUGCAAAAAGCUUAGUCCAAUUUUUGCUAAAAAUGCCAAUGUAAAUGGCACAACACUUCACAAUAGCAAGCUGUGUUUUGUAAGCAACAUCAAAAGAAGUGGAUACUAUCAUUCCAGUUGCCAUGGUUUAGAUGAAACUCCAAUCACAGAGAAGAACAUGACAUUCAUUGGUACCCAAGUCAGGAAUCAUGAAGCUGAUGGUCCAACUGCUCACUAUAUUGGUAUUGAUGACAGCAAACCCUUCCCUCUACCUUACCUUGGGAUUUGCAUGAGUCUUGGAAGAAGUUGUUGGUUGAUGGCUGUUGAAAAAGAAAAUGGCAUUCUAUGGUGUGGACAUAAAGCAAGUAAUGAGUGGAUCCAACAGUGCAAGGAGAUUGUAAAGAAUAUGGAACCCUUACAGUAUAAUCAAGGUGAGAAAGAAAAACGCAAAAGGGCAUAG